AUGAAAUUGCACGUGUCGAGGGCAAGCGCUUCUCGAUUUCCGACGGUAGUUCUCCUGCUGGAAGUGGCGGAAGCAAGUGCCACGAAGUCACAGGUGGACGCAGAGCACGGCAAGUCUAGUGCUAGAGCAUCCGACAAGGACGAGGCGGCCAAGAGCUGGCUCAACCGCCGCGCCCAACGCCAUUCGGGCAACCUGCGCAGAGGGUCGCAGCGGUUGUCAAAGCCCUCCAGCUGGGACGACCUCAGCUGUAGCAGCUUUGGCCCACGGGCGAUGUUCAGGGUAGGCAACCAAUGUACUUCCUCCCUUUCUCUCUUGGCUUUCUGUGCUUUCAGCGCCGUGACCGCUGGCACGCGCAACUCGUCGACUGCCAGUCUCAGCGCAAGAGGACUUUCGGACCGCAAGCUCGUCACGCCACAGCUUUCCAAGGGCGAAAAGCAAACUGUCGAACGGCUCAAGAUCAAGCGAUCAGACGUCCACUUCGGUUACCGCACUCUCGAAGGCAGCGACAGAGUGUACAAAAUCGAGCUGAACGGGGAGAUGCGCGCGGCAAAGGUGUUCGACACCUUGGGAAUGAGCAAGGAGGAGAUGACGGAGGUACUGGACACUUUCGACGCGGAACUCUUGGCUCUUUCACGCCUGAGCACCCCCCACAUCGUCCAGGCGUACGGUGCGUCUGUGUCACCAGCCGAGAUUAUCUUGGUGUCGGAGUUUGUGGAGGGAGGCGUUCUACGCCGUCUCCUCCACAACCCCCUCAAGCUGAAGGAUCUCACGCAGAGGGUACGCUUGGGCAUUGCCAAGGACACAGCUUUGGGCAUGAGGAGCCUAUACGCGCACGGUAUGCAGCACCGUCAUCUCUCGUCCAACUCUAUCCUCCUGACCAGUGACUAUCGGGCCAAGAUACUUGGUGUCGGUCUGACCAUGACGACCGAGCUGAUCGACUUCUUCACCGGCGACGAGCGCGCGGAAAAGCAGGCAGAAAAGGAGCUACCGUGGGCGUCGCGAGAGGUGCUGGCCGGUGCCGGCUUCAGCGAGAAGAGUGAUGUCUACAGCUUCGGAAUUGUGUUAUGGGAGAUCAUGCAGAAGGACCCCUCCCUGCCCUACGCGAACCUUUCACCGAGCCAGCACCCGCUGAAGUCGCUGAAUCCGUUUUAUACAGUAAGGACCAAGUCGAUGAAUCCUUCCUUCAUCGUGACUGCCAAUCAACAGGUGGUUGGGGCCAAAUACAACGGUGAAGGCCCUUCGAUACCAGAGGACUGCCCGGUGGCAAUCAGUAGGUUGAUGAAGAGCUGCUGGAGCAACCUGCCUGCUGAUCGACCCUCAUUCGACAAGGUCGUAGAUACCCUAGAAGCUCUUUGCGUGUAGACACACCCUGCGACGUGCGCGUGCAGUGCGUUG
This is a messenger RNA of Ectocarpus sp. CCAP 1310/34, 1395 nucleotides long. NCBI's taxonomy places the organism in Eukaryota, Phaeophyceae, Ectocarpales, Ectocarpaceae. The record is from the annotation of a GenBank genome assembly.